Molecule: messenger RNA, 1505 nt
Organism: Athene cunicularia (burrowing owl)
Lineage: Eukaryota; Metazoa; Chordata; Aves; Strigiformes; Strigidae
Gene: MOCS3
Product: molybdenum cofactor synthesis 3
Exons: 1
Coding region: 1-1119 (372 amino acids)
Biological process (GO): protein urmylation; tRNA wobble position uridine thiolation
Cellular component (GO): cytoplasm; cytosol
Molecular function (GO): URM1 activating enzyme activity; thiosulfate-cyanide sulfurtransferase activity; adenylyltransferase activity
Source: RefSeq, a predicted model, not a curated record
AUGGUGGGCUGCGGCGGCCUGGGCUGCCCCCUGGCCCAGUACCUGGCAGCCGCCGGUGUCGGCCGCCUAGGCCUGGUGGAUCAUGACGUGGUGGAGACGAGCAACCUGCACCGGCAGGUGUUGCACGGGGAGGCCCGCCGAGGGCUCCCCAAGGCCGUAUCUGCUGCCGCAGCCCUGCGGCUGCUGAACUCCACGGUGCAGUAUGUGCCCUACUGCAGCGCCCUGAGCCCUCGCACUGCCCUAGAGCUGGUGCGGCAGUACGACGUCAUCGCCGACUGCUCUGACAACGUCCCCACCAGGUACUUGGUGAAUGACGCCUGUGUCCUGGCUGGGAAACCCCUGGUGUCUGGCAGUGCCCUCCGGCUGGAGGGGCAGCUGGUUGUGUACAACUACCAGGGAGGGCCAUGCUACAGGUGUCUCUUCCCCAAGCCCCCUCCACCAGAGACAGUGACUAACUGUGCGGAUGGGGGAGUUCUGGGUGUUGUGCCAGGCAUCAUGGGGUGCAUCCAGGCUUUGGAAGUGCUGAAGAUCGCUUCAGGAAUGGGUUCCUCCUUCAGUCAGUUCAUGCUGAUGUUUGAUGCCCACGAAGGGAGAUUUCGCAACAUCAAGUUAAGACCAAAGAAACCAGACUGUGCUGUUUGUGGUGACAAUCCAUCUGUCACCUGCCUACAGGAUUAUGAGGCAUUUUGUGGUUCUUCUGCAACAGACAAGUGUAGGACUUUACAUCUGCUAUCCAGUAAAGACAGGAUAUCUGUCGAGGAAUACAAAAAACUGUUGGAUGAGCAAGUUCCUCAUGUAUUGUUAGAUGUUCGUCCGCAGGUAGAAGUGGAUAUCUGUCGCCUGGUACACGCUGUCCACAUUCCUUUGAGUAAAUUAGAAGAAAAAGAUGAAGAGUGUCUGGAAUAUUUAGAAAAAAUAAUUCAUGAGGAAAAACAGAGAACUAAUGGCCAGACAUCUUUUCCUGUAUAUGUUGUUUGCAAAUUAGGAAAUGAUUCUCAAAAGGCUGUAAGAAUUCUGCAGGAGUUACCUGUCAAAGAGGGUUCUGUGUUAGCUAAGGAUAUUAAAGGGGGGCUCAUGGCUUGGGCCAGUAAAAUUGACUCAACGUUUCCUCAGUAUUAGAAAUACUAAUGGUGAAAAAAAAACAACUUUCAUAGUAAAUUCCAUAGAGUUUCAUCUUCUCUGUGUAAUGACUGUAUCAUGUGGAUAGAACUGGAGAUAGAAAUACCAUGUUGCUUUUUUAAAUGUUUUUUUUUAAUACUUUUUUUGUAGAUGUCUCAUUAUUCUUAUAAAAAGGUGAAACUAUCCAUGGAAAUGGAAAUAAAUGUGUUUCUUGGUUAUUAUUUAAUAUUCAAAACUUGGAAUAAUUACUUGUGCAUGUGAUGAUUGAGAAUGACUCCUGAUUAAUAAUUGUAACCUGGAGAAUGACAAAGCACAGGAGUCAAGUGUUGAAAGUUUUUAUGCUUCUAAUUACCUAACAAAUUGAAAUAGUGCAUGUAGUGAUUAAA